AUGAUUCGUUCAAUACUAGCAGCGGCAUCUCCACUCCGUCAAAGGUCUGUAUCUCGGCUUUGCACCUCCUCUAUUACGUUAUCUGGCGUCCGUCCCUUGGGUCCAAAAAACAAAGCACCUGAUUUUUCUGGUACAGCAGUUGUAAAUGGCGACUUUAAAACAAUUGGCAUGAAAGAUUACAAAGGAAAAUGGCUUAUCAUAUUUUUUUAUCCUCUUGAUUUCACAUUCGUUUGUCCAACCGAGAUUACUGCCUUCAACGACCGAUGUGAGGAAUUUCAGAAAUUAAACGCAGAAUUGAUUGCCUGUUCGUGCGACUCCCACUUCUCACACCUAGCUUGGAUACAAACUCCACGUAGUGAAGGUGGUCUCGGUGAUAUGCAGAUUCCAGUGCUUGCAGACUUUAAUAAAGAUAUAGCGAAUGCAUUCGGUGUGCUUGAUCAUGAAACAGGUAUUUCAUAUCGAGGUUUGUUCUUAAUUGAUCCAAAUGGUGAAAUUCGUCAUUCUCUGGUAAAUGACCUUCCGGUUGGCCGUAGUGUGGAUGAAGCGUUUCGUACUCUGAAAGCCUUUCAGUUUGUGGAAAAACAUGGUGAAGUAUGUCCAGCAAAUUGGUCUGAUGAUAAACCAACAAUUAAGCCCGGUGUCGAGGAGUCCAAAGAGUACUUCAAAAAGGUCGGCGGUCAUACAUAA
Molecule: messenger RNA, 687 nt
Organism: Cercopithifilaria johnstoni
Lineage: Eukaryota; Metazoa; Nematoda; Chromadorea; Rhabditida; Onchocercidae
Source: the annotation of a GenBank genome assembly